GGGAAUACACUGACAGCUCUUAAUUGCCUGGACUUUUAAUGAGGAGGAAAUGUGGGGGAUAGUAUCUGCAGGUUCGCUCACAUCAAUUCUUGCAGCACCGCAUGGCUUUUAUAAAACGGUCGCAUGAUUUUUGGAGAUCUCUUUGGUCAUGAUCGAUACCUGGCCCAUCUGGGUGGCUGAGAGAAGUGUAGCAUGGUUAAUACAACUUGAUAACAACCUACUAUUACAGUUCAAUUUGAGGCCUUUGCCUGCAGGCGAUUAGCUCUCACAAAAUGAAAGUGUGUGGCAAAUUCAUUUAGCAAGUUGUUCUUGCAGUUUUGCCCACUCACCCAUCUGUUUUUCCUGUAACAGAGAUCUUGUGAAUUGAUAUGGUACCUAAGUGUUGGGAUGUUGAGGUGUGAACAGCAGUUCAAGAGAAAAAGAAAAAAAAAAAGGCUGUUAAUAUAAAUGAGACCACAGCCUACAAUAACAAAUUAAAUUGAUUAAAAUAUCAGCAAGGUGAUUACUUCAAUCAGUAUUAAAUUGAUCAGACACCACUUUGCAGCAUUCAUAUCUUAUAAAACGCAGUCAUUUCCGACGCCUCUGCCCUUGUUUUAAUCUUCAAAAUUGAGGUCCCUGUUCUCAAUGAGCACCACAGUAGAAGUGCUGGAGAAUGGGUCAUGAUACAUAUAAGAAAAAACAAAUGGACCCCAGUGACGGACGACGGGGAUAAUAUGGAUUCAGUGGAUUAAAAAUAAAGACAGUGGAUGGCUUGGAUAAAAGGAGAGACAGAGGUUAAAGACCCUCCAAUAGCCUCCUCCCUCUCUGUUGCUCUCUCUUUCUUUCUGCACACACACACACACACACACACACACACACACACACACACACACACACACACACACACAGAUACACACUCGGUUUGCAUGCCUCUCGCUGAUCAUUUCUAAGCCAGAUUGUUGACAGUGAAUUUUCUCUGCAGCUCUCCAGAGAAAUUCCAAAUGGAUUUACGGAGGAAGGGUCAAGAUUAAGAUGUUAUGAAAAAAUAAAAAUAUAUGUAAGAGAAGAUCUUUGAAGACCAGCUGAGAGAUCAUCAGAGGCGACUGACCAACAGAGAGAGGAAGCGGCUCUUUGAAGUUUGACAGGCAGACUCUCCUCACUGUGAGUCAGCGCAGUACAUCCAUGGAAGGGAAUGGCUCACACAGGGGCUCCUGGUUUGAGCCCUCGUCCAUCCAGCCGCUGUUCCUCUCCCAGCUGUCCCCCUCUGCAGACCUGACCGUCGCUAUUUUCCUAACCUUCACAGGUGUCACAUCUGUGCUGGGGAAUGGCACGGUGCUGUUAGUCUAUUGUAGGAAAAAAAAGAAGCUCAGACCUCCAGAGCUCAUGACCAUCAACCUGGCUCUCUGUGAUUUUGGUUUCAGCCUCUUGGGAGCACCAUUUUUCAUCACUUCCAGCCUGUGUCAUGCCUGGGUGUUUGGGGAGACAGGGUGCCUUUGGUACGGCAUACAGGGCUUUGUGUUUGGCAUCGGCUCUCUGCUCACCACCUGUCUCAUCUCUCUGGACCGCUGCCUAAAGAUCUGCUGCUUAAGAUACGGUCAAUGGAUCGAGAGGCGCCAUGUAUCACUGUCCAUAGCUCUGGUGUGGGUUUACACAUUGUUCUGGGCCUCUCUGCCUGCAUUGGGCUUUGGGAGCUACGGACCAGAACCUUAUGGGACCAGCUGCACCAUUGACUGGUGGAGAAUGAGGGUGUCUCCAAAAGACAGACUCUACAUCUUCCUCAUCCUGGCUUUGUGCUUGGGAUUUCCCACGCUCACCAUCAUCACUUCAUAUUUGGCCAUCCUGCUGACGGUCUACAGAUCAAAUCGCACCUUAGCAUCUAUACCGUCCUCCUCUGUCAGUCACACCAGCAAAGACCUCAGACUUGCAAAGAUGGCUGCGGUGGUGUGCAGCACCUUCCUCCUGGCCUGGAUGCCCUACGCCACUGUGUCUCUCAUCUCCGCCCUCAUCCCCAGAGAUGACCAAGAGGCAGAUAGCACUGUACAGACUGCGGGAGAGGAGUCCACUGCCAUGGCCUCAAACUCUCCGAAGAUCCUGGACGUCCCCUCGCUGCUCAACUGGACAGCCACAGAAUAUUAUAGACUAACAAAUUACAACCCUGAGGGAUUAUGGGGUCAUGUGGCAGACGUGAAUCCCAACUCGGGCCUGAAUGGCAGCACGUUCAGCUCCACGCUUGACGAGGAAGCUGAGGCAAUGACCAGGAUCCCGCAGCCGCGCUCCUGUCUGCCACCUGUAGUCACUUUAAUCCCAGCUAUGUUUGCCAAGUCCCACUGCAUGAUCAAUCCUCUAAUUUACCAGAUCAUGAACAGGGAGUUCAGGGACGACGUCUAUGUGCUGGUGUUUGGUCGAAUGAAGGCAGAGAGGAGACGAGUGCAAAGGAGGAAGGAGAGCUUGGAGCAUCAUCAGCUUCUCCUAUUGCCAGGGCUGGAGGAGGAAGAGGAGCAACUCUAUGUCUGUAGGAAGGAGAAACAAAAGUGUGAAGAGCCAGGGGAGCAGUAGUGGAGGCAGAUCAGGCUCCUGUGUUGAUGAUAGAUCAGUGGGGGCUGAUCUGCUGGACUUUGCCUCCUUGGACACAUGGAGGAAGACAGGAAGAGAUAUAACAGGGUCAACAUUCAGCACUGUCUGAUAGAUAGAUAGAUAGAUAGAUAGAUGUUGUUAUUUAUAAAAAACGCAACCAAUAUUUUCUACUAGUACGAGUUACAGGUUCAGUACAAAUCAAGUUUAGACUCCCGCACUCUAACCUCCAACUCCUACUUGUCUAUUAUAUGUUACCAAACUGUCAACCAUAUGAAUAAAUGAAUGAAAUGAAUGAAAAUAAAAUAAAUAAUGAAUAAAUACCUUAAACUGAAAACUGUGUGACAAAGUUUAGCUCUCUAAGCAGCGCAGCCACAAAACAUAUAUGAAUAUAAUGUUUCUGGACUUAUUUAUAUGAUGUAUUAUGUCAUGUUUGUCAAAUGACCAGUAACUCUGUUCCUGGCAUCAAAUAUGCACCGAGGAAGAAGUGACGCCUUUAAUUGUAGAUACAGUUGCCAGUUUUUAUAACAUACACGAUGGAAGAUUUAACAUUUUAGAAAUUAAUAAAAUGACUUGAGCUCUUGUAAAUCUGUCCUCAUACUGAGUUUUAUUAACUUAAACCUCAGUUAAUUCCCGUGUCUGGGAGUUAACCUCAGUAACAGGGACCUCUACUGGACUUUAGGCGGCUCCUACAGGACACAGUGAGCAGGUCCAGAUUAAACCACAGGUACAGUUUCUGAGAAUGAUCAUGUGAGUUUGACCCAGACAGCACAGGUCUAACCAUGGCUUAAACCUUAAACUACAGUUCAGCCAAAAGCAGAACAACAGCCCAGUGUGGUGUAAUACAAGAACCCUGCAAUAAAUUGUAUGUGACUUUCUGGGUCCAAUGGUUUCUGCGUGCAGCGGCGGGGGGAGGUCGUUGCCUAAUCCAGCCUUGGCUCCAGUCCAGUUUGUCAUUGUGCAUU
Molecule: messenger RNA, 3515 nt
Organism: Seriola aureovittata
Lineage: Eukaryota; Metazoa; Chordata; Actinopteri; Carangiformes; Carangidae
Gene: opn9
Product: opsin 9
Exons: 9
Coding region: 1162-2535 (457 amino acids)
Biological process (GO): G protein-coupled receptor signaling pathway
Cellular component (GO): membrane
Molecular function (GO): G protein-coupled receptor activity
Source: RefSeq, a predicted model, not a curated record